This is a messenger RNA of Drosophila busckii, 1531 nucleotides long. Its product is annotated as E3 ubiquitin-protein ligase MARCH4. Gene Ontology annotation, biological process: protein ubiquitination. The coding region runs from base 94 to 1395 and encodes 433 amino acids. NCBI's taxonomy places the organism in Eukaryota, Metazoa, Arthropoda, Insecta, Diptera, Drosophilidae. The transcript is spliced from 6 exons. Gene Ontology annotation, molecular function: zinc ion binding; ubiquitin-protein transferase activity. The record is from RefSeq and is a predicted model, not a curated record.
UUGAGCGAUAUGUGUUAAAAUAAAUUUAGGUUAUUUACUUUUUAAAUCCAUAGAAUUUUGUAUGCAAUCCAAACUAUAAACUGAGCUAACAACAUGGAGCGCGCGCGUUACGAUGCCACUGGCAAUGGCACUUUGGAGCAGUCGGUUCUCAAGCCAGACACCAGCUUGGAGUUGGACAUAUUUGAGCACUCCUCGCUGGGCAGCGAGCAGGAGCAGGAUAUGCCCACCAUGAUUGUGGUCGAGACCAGCGUUAGCAACAUGGACACGCCCACAAACAAACAGCCGGCUGCUAAUGAUUAUGCCGAGCAAGCUGGCUGCUCCAUUACGCUCGGCCUCAAGCCCAAUGUGCAAUUUCAGCUGCUCACGCAAAAUAUGAGCGACGACGCAUUGGCCAGCACUGAAGCCGCUUUGACCGCUGCUAAUGUCUCCAGUGGCCUGCAUAAUGUCAUUGCCAUUAGCAGCGAGCUGAACAUACCGAAGCUGCGUCGCUGCAUCGAUGGCGCCACGCAGUGCAACAAUUUGAAUCUCGACUGUGAGGCAACCAACUCGACUGACUCAAUGCCAUCGAUUGGCUCGCUCGUCUGCCGCAUUUGCCAUAAUGCCGACAAUCCAGAACAGCUGGUGUCGCCCUGUCUGUGCAAGGGCUCGCUGACGUAUGUGCAUGUUCAUUGCCUGGAGCGCUGGAUUAGCACCUCGCGCUGCACCACCUGCGAGCUGUGCCAGUUUCGUUACAACACGGAGCAAACGCUGCGCUACACUUGUCUGCAGUCGCUGCGUUUGUGGUACUCGCGUGCGAUGAGUCGUCGCGCCUUGCAGGAGGAUUGCCAGAUGUUCUCGCUGCUGACUCUUGUGGCCUUUGGCAUCAUUGGCACGCUGCUGGUGGGCAUACAAUACUAUACCAUGCAUACGCAAUCCUGGGGACUGAGCAAGCUCUGGACCAAGUCCUGGAUGCUCUUUUUUCUAUUCAUGACUAUUACUGUUUAUUUUGCUAACGUCUAUAUGCUGAUCAAAUCGCAGCUGACGCCCUGGUAUCGCUGGUGGCAGUCGGCGCGUGAUAUUAAACUUAUACUAGAGAAUCGUCGUCCGUUUCCGAAUCCCAAUCGCGUGCAGCCCACACUGCUGGACAAUGCAUCGACCACUGCGUCCAUGUUUACGCAUCACGAUCAGGACGUGCAGACGCGUCUUGGCCAGCCGCCAUACAUAACGCCCUCAUCCAGCGCCUCCUCGCUGCCCAGCUCUGUGCCCAAGCCCGCUGGCACUGAAGCGCCACUGGCUUUGGCCUUGCUCAGCGCUGCUCCCAAGUGCGACAUUUGCAAAGCGCUGGCGGCAGCUGAUGAAGCAGCCGUCGCCGACGCUGCUGCUGACGCUGCUGCUGCUAAGACGACUACUGACUAGGCGCUGGGGCUGCUGCUUCCCAGUGGUGCGUUGUGUGCACUGUAAUUAGGACUCAAGGGCAAGGCCUUCGCUGUUUGCUUGCCAUUUGUUUAAUGUAGUUUCAAUGCUUUUAAUGAACUUGCGAGCAGAACUUAAA